UAUGGUUUCUAGGCUCGAGAUGAGCUGCUGGAUGUAAGCAUGUUGUACGAGAUCUUAGAUUCACUGAGGCAAGAGGUGGGUGAAUGUGGCCUUACCACACGUUCUCAGCGCUUCCUUAUGUGCCCUGACCAUCAGUCACAAGUAGCAUUCCUAGAUCAGCACAAGGGAUUUCUUCUUAAGCGUCAAACAGUUGUGACAUGUUUCUCCACCAUGAAAAAAAGUCAUGCUGAGGAUGAUGCAAUUUCUUGUUUGGUGUUAGGAACCGAAAGUGCCAAUAUUUUCAUCCUGGACCCUGAAGCAUUUACAAUUCUCAACAGUGUAAGUAUAUAUAGUUCAGUAAUCUAUGAAUAUUAUUAACUAAAAUCCAUUUGUGGACAAGUCACGGCAUGUGAAUAUCUUUAAUAGAAAUACUAUAGGAAGCAAGGAAAGUGUGCUUGUUUUCCCUGUUUCUCUGCCUUUGCUUCAGUCUUUAUAAUGUCGGCACAUAAUCUCAAAUGAAAAAAAGAAAAAAAAUGCACUGUAACUUCUCAAUGGUAGCAUACUGUGGUAACUCCUGAGAAAAAUCGGAGAGCCAACAUCACUGAAAGAUUCACACAAAAGUACAAUAUUAAUAGCUACAAGAAAAGUUAUAUAGAUAAGUAAAAGAAAAAUUAAGGCAAAAAAAUAAACAAGAACAUUUAAUGAACACUGAGGAA
This is a messenger RNA of Penaeus monodon (black tiger shrimp), 695 nucleotides long. It is a transcript of the gene BBS1, whose product is annotated as Bardet-Biedl syndrome 1 protein-like. Gene Ontology annotation, molecular function: patched binding; smoothened binding. NCBI's taxonomy places the organism in Eukaryota, Metazoa, Arthropoda, Malacostraca, Decapoda, Penaeidae. The record is from RefSeq and is a predicted model, not a curated record. The coding region runs from base 40 to 357 and encodes 105 amino acids. Gene Ontology annotation, cellular component: BBSome; axoneme; centrosome. Gene Ontology annotation, biological process: non-motile cilium assembly; protein localization to cilium. The transcript is spliced from 2 exons.